Lolium rigidum is the source of this 1488-nucleotide messenger RNA. RefSeq names its product 3-ketoacyl-CoA synthase 4-like. Gene Ontology annotation, molecular function: acyltransferase activity, transferring groups other than amino-acyl groups. Lineage: Eukaryota; Viridiplantae; Streptophyta; Magnoliopsida; Poales; Poaceae. Bases 1 to 1488 code for a protein of 495 amino acids. Gene Ontology annotation, biological process: fatty acid biosynthetic process. The transcript has a single exon. Gene Ontology annotation, cellular component: membrane. The record is from RefSeq and is a predicted model, not a curated record.
AUGGAGAUGGUGCACAAAGGGCGCCUCCUCGCCGCGGUGCACAGCCUCUUCAGCGUGGCCACCCUGCUCCUCUGCAUCCUGGCCGAGCUCUGCGUCUUCGUCCUCCACCGCCACGCUUCACUCUACCUCCUCCCCGUCUGCGCGAUGCUGCUGCUCCUCCUGCGCCGCUCCGGCCGACGCGCGGACAUCAACCUGGUGGACUUCGCGUACCUGAAGCCACCCCGGCGGCUGCGCGUCACGACCCCGGCCCUCCUCGAGCACUUGCGCCUCAUCGGCUGCUUCGACGACGGCAGCGUGGAGUUCAUGUCGAAGGUCGUCGAGGCCAGCGGCAUGUGCGAGGAGACCUACUUCCCGCCCUCGCUGCACCGCAUCCCGCCGUCGGCCACGCACGCCGACGCCGUGCACGAGGCGGGGGCGCUCUUCUUCCCCACGCUCGACGAGCUGUUCGCCAAGACCGGCGUGCCGCCGUCCGCCGUGGGCGCGCUCGUCGUCAGCUGCAGCGGGUUCUGCCCCGCGCCGUCGCUCGCGUCGGUGAUCGUGAACCGGUACGGCAUGCGCGGGGACGUGAAGGCGUUCAGCCUGUCCGGCAUGGGGUGCGCCGCGGGCGUCGUGGGCGUGGACGUCGCGAGAGGCGUCUUGAGCGCGCACGACGGGGCAGUCCAGUACGCGGUCGUCGUCAGCGCCGAGAUCGUCACGGUUGGGUGGUACCCUGGGAAGGAUCCCAGCAAGCUGCUGCUGAACUGUUUCUUCCGCACCGGCUGCUCUGCCGCGCUGCUGUCGAACUCGAAUGCCGUCGCGGUGGCACCGCCGUCCAACUACCGUCUCAUCGCCCUGACACGUACUAAUCUCGCGGCCGACGACCGCGGAUACGCAUCGGCGUUGAGGGAGGAGGACGACGAAGGGAUCACCGGGUUCACGAUCAGCCGGAGCCUCGCCGGCGUGGUGCGGGAUCUCCUCCGCGCGCAUCUCCCCGCCCUAGGCGCCGAAAUCCUCCCGUGGCAAGAGAAGCUCCGGUACGCCGCGGCGCUCGUGCAGUUCCACUUCAAUCACCGACAGAGCAGCAGCAAGAAGCUCCCCGAGGAAGACGAUGUCCACGACGCUGUGCCGAAGCCGAACUUCCUCACGGCGGCGAAGCACCUUUGCCUGCCGGCGUCGGGGAUGCCGAUGAUACGGAUGCUGGCGGAGGGGCUGGGCGUCGGGGAUAGGGAGGCGGAGGCGGCGCUCGGGACGUUCCAGCGGUUCGGCAACCAGUCGGCGGCGUCGCUCUGGUACCAGCUCGCGUACCACGAGGCCAAGGGGCGGGUCCGCAGGGGCGACCGCGUGUGGCAGCUCGGCAUGGGGAGCGGGCCCAAGGCGAACAGCGCCGUGUGGGAGCGCGUCGCCGCCGACGGUGACGGUGCGGCGGCGCCCGGCGCCGACGAGGGCCCGUGGGGUGACUGUAUCCACCGCUUCCCGGCGAGAGAGCAGCCGCGCGCUGAAUUCGAUUGA